Molecule: messenger RNA, 842 nt
Organism: Cercospora beticola
Lineage: Eukaryota; Fungi; Ascomycota; Dothideomycetes; Mycosphaerellales; Mycosphaerellaceae
Product: fungal specific transcription factor domain-containing protein
Biological process (GO): DNA-templated transcription; positive regulation of transcription by RNA polymerase II
Cellular component (GO): nucleus
Molecular function (GO): sequence-specific DNA binding; zinc ion binding
Source: RefSeq, a predicted model, not a curated record
GUGUUAGUCUCGCCAGAUCGGCAUCCAGGAUCAUAUGUUCGAUAUAUACGCGAACAUCACGAGACACUCGCCUAUCGGAGAAAGUGCAAUCUGUUUCCAGAGAUCUGCGAGUGUGGAUGGACAAGCUUCCCCAUGAUUUGAAGAUUGACAGUGCAGAUCAGUACAAAAUGGACCCCAGAGCCUGCUCCCUGCAGUUACUAUUCAAUCAGCUCCUCAUCCUUGCAACGAGACCUGUCCUCUUGCAUGUGCUCAAGACUCGCAUUGCCAACCCAGACUCCGACAUUGGCGUUCCGAAAUCUGCUUUAGGGCUAGCAGAGGCCUGUGUAAGGUGCGCUCGUCACUCCUACAGCCUCUUGACUGACAAGUGGACCAAUGGCUCUCUGAUGCUUUUCGAUUACUUCGACACACAAUACCUCUUCUCUUCAUCGAUCAUCCUGGCUAUCUCUUCACUUUGGGAGAGGGAAUCGAGUUAUCUCGACAAGAACCGGCUAGAAUGCAUUACACACCUGCUUGCUCAGCUCAAGCAAAACGGCAAUCUUCCCGCGGCAGAGUUUUGUCAGCAUACAGACGCUAUGCUGCCAUUGAUGGCAGAUCUCGAGACGCGCUUGCGUGCUCAACCGUCACGUCAUGCGACAUUGAACGAGCCACCGACAGGCUACUCUCUCGGGGCAACAGGCCGCAGUCAUGAGCUCGAGAACACACAAGUGGCGCAAGGUGUUACUCUGAUGGAGCCUUUCUUUCAAAACCUUCUAGCGCAGCCCGACGCAGAGCUCCAAUUCAUCGACCAAGCGGACUUUCUGGAUUUGGAUCUUGGGCCGCUGUGGCCAGACGUGACAGUUUGA